CUCUGGCAUGCUCACGAAGAGCCGCCCGUCCACCAUGUCUGUUGCCUCCCUCGAAGCCGACAUCUUCAAGUCGAAAAAAAAUCUCAACAACAUUGUUGAGUUGCUGCAGCUCGUUGAUCUCUCGACUGGAUCUCUCGAAACGGUUAACGAGGCUGCCGCUGCACUGUACCGAGUUUUCUCUCAUUUCCUGCAAGAUGGCACUCUUCGACGUGUGGACGGAGACGCUGCUAAGUCUGCUAAAGGCGCUGUGCGUGAAUGGCUGAAUGAAAAUUUUAAGCUGUUCACAAGUCAUAUUUCUCAAGUGUUUGAUGGUGAGGAUGUUGACGAACUUCAGGUCUCCUUCCUCGCAAUUUUACUUCGUCUUUCGAAGGCAGAGGGGUUGGACGGUCCCUUGCUGAACCAACUGUAUUUCCGUGUGUGUUCUACACUUCUUUAUGCAGAGAAUUUGUCUGACGUUUGCGUCAACGACUUUGUCUCUAGUUACUUAAUUCAGUACCGUGAUCUGCGUUUCUUCUUCUACAAGAACGCAUCCAAAAUUGUUGCUGGAAGUCUCCAGGAGAAGCACGCAAAAAAAGAACGGAUUGCUUACAAUGCUCUUCGCAUCGUAUGCGCCAUUCCUCAACCAGUCGUCGCCGGCGACGACUCUUCCAGCUGGGCUCCAUGCCUGGCACAAAAAACGACAGAUGAUGCCUUGUUGAAGAAACAGUUUCAGGAAAUGCUGAUCCCAACGCUUCAGCUUCCGUUAACUGUACCCACUUUUAAGCGAAUUCUGGCGGUUAUGCACAAGCGUAUCAUUCCAUUCUUGCCAAAGCCAACGUUGCUGAUGGACUUUUUGACAGAUGCCUACAAUUCGCAUCACACUGUCGCCUUGUUAGCAUUGAACGGCUUGUUCACACUCAUCUCGCAGUACAACUUGGAUUACCCGCUCUUCUAUCCCAAGCUGUAUGCUCUGCUUGAUCGGAACAUUCUGUUCUCUCGCUCACGGUCACGCUUUUUCCGUCUGCUCGACUUGUUUUUGUCGUCAACUCAUUUACCCGCAGCUCUUGUGGCUUCAUUCAUUAAACGUCUUUCGCGCCUGGCGUUGUCUGCUCCUCCAGGAGCCAUUGCCAUUAUUGUGCCUUUCAUUUAUAACUUGCUGCAGCGUCACGCAACCUGUAUGCAGAUGAUCCACAAGCCGGGAGACCUGCAAGAUGACCCCUUUGACGAGGCUGCUGUUGACCCUAUGCAUACAGGUGCACUCGAAUCCUCGCUGUGGGAGUUAGCUUCGUUGCAGACGCAUUUCCAUUCUAACAUUGGUAGUCUUGCCUCCAUCAUGAGUCAACAGUUCACCAAGCCACGUUACGAGUUAGAGGAUUUCUUUGACCAUGGCUACCAGACUAUGUGCUCGGCUGAACUGAAGCGGCCAUUGAAGCGUGAACCGGCGUUUGAGUUUGAAGCGGUGUCUUUUGAUGCCGGUUUGGAAGAAAGUUGGGAGUUUUAACGGAUCAGUUUAUGGGGCAAAGGGUUUAUUUGCUCUUAGCCUCUCGGUAUUUUUGUUUCAUCAAUGGAUUCGGGUUUGUAAAGCAUUAAAAUAGACUUUUUAAGUAAUAAAUUGAGGUGGGGAUCCGCAGAUACCUAAUUAAUUUUAAGUUUAAAACGUUUACCUCGCUCGCUUAGCUUGGUCUCAAUCGUAGUACCCUUUACAAAUGAACCAUCCUCAACG
Messenger RNA from Schizosaccharomyces japonicus yFS275, 1702 nucleotides. RefSeq names its product CBF/Mak21 family protein. The transcript has a single exon. Gene Ontology annotation, cellular component: cytosol; preribosome, small subunit precursor; small-subunit processome. Gene Ontology annotation, biological process: endonucleolytic cleavage in ITS1 to separate SSU-rRNA from 5.8S rRNA and LSU-rRNA from tricistronic rRNA transcript (SSU-rRNA, 5.8S rRNA, LSU-rRNA); endonucleolytic cleavage in 5'-ETS of tricistronic rRNA transcript (SSU-rRNA, 5.8S rRNA, LSU-rRNA); rRNA processing. The record is from RefSeq and is a predicted model, not a curated record. Bases 8 to 1480 code for a protein of 490 amino acids. Lineage: Eukaryota; Fungi; Ascomycota; Schizosaccharomycetes; Schizosaccharomycetales; Schizosaccharomycetaceae.